Messenger RNA from Camelina sativa (false flax), 1456 nucleotides. Its product is annotated as nuclear transcription factor Y subunit A-1. Gene Ontology annotation, molecular function: DNA-binding transcription factor activity; DNA binding. Gene Ontology annotation, cellular component: CCAAT-binding factor complex. The record is from RefSeq and is a predicted model, not a curated record. Gene Ontology annotation, biological process: regulation of DNA-templated transcription. Lineage: Eukaryota; Viridiplantae; Streptophyta; Magnoliopsida; Brassicales; Brassicaceae.
CAAUUCUGGAAAAGAAAAAAAAAAAAAGAAAUCCCCAAAAAUCUAGGGUUUUCUUCUUCCCCAAUUUCAUUUUUUUUUUUUCUUAUACGAAGUUUUGAUUCCUUCUUGCCGGCUGUCGGGUGUUGUCUCUCAAUUGCUCUCUCUUUCACCAAGUUCCUUUCUUUGCUUUCGUUAGAUUCUGGCUUCUCUCUUUUUUUUUUUUUUUUCCUAAGUCAAUUUCAUUCUCUGAACUCUCCAAAAUCGUGAUUGAUUCAGGGUUUUGAUUAUUCUUAAAAAGUGUUAAUCUUCUUGGAAGACGAUUUCAAUUGAGCUCUCUGCUGUGAAUUCUCCUCUGAGAUGCAAUCGAAACCGGGAAGUGAAAACGAAGAGGAGGAAGAGAAUCACCAUGCUGUUCAGCAACCGAUGAUGUAUCCUGAGCCCUGGUGGAAAAACAACUCCUUUAACGUCGUGCCUCAAGCCAGACCUUCUAUAGUUCCAUCAAAUUCUUCUUCUUUGGAUUGCCCCAACGGUUCUGAAUCGAACGAUGUUCACUCGGCUUCUGAAGAUGGUGCCUUGAAUGGUGAAAACGAUGGUACUUGGAAGGAUUCACAAGCUGCUAGUUCUUCCCGUUCAGUAGAUAAUCACGGAAUGGAAGGGAAUGACCCGGCGCUUUCUAUGCGUAACCUGCAUGAUCAGCAACUUGUACAACCACCAGAGCUUGUUGGACACUAUAUUGCUUGUGUCCCAAAUCCAUAUCAGGAUCCAUAUUAUGGGGGAAUGAUGGGAGCAUAUGGUCAUCAGCCAAUGGGUUUUCGUCCAUAUCUUGGAAUGCCUCGUGAGCGAACAGCUCUGCCACUUGACAUGGCACAAGAACCCGUUUAUGUGAAUGCAAAACAGUACGAGGGAAUUCUUAGACGAAGAAAAGCACGUGCCAAGGCAGAGCUAGAAAGGAAAGUGAUCAGGGACAGAAAGCCAUAUCUUCAUGAGUCAAGACACAAGCAUGCAAUGAGAAGGGCACGAGCUAGUGGGGGCCGGUUUGCGAAGAAAAGUGAGGUAGAAGCAGCAGAUGAUGCAGCAGGAGGAAGAGGAAGAGAAAGAGAAAGGGGUUCAGCAACCAACUCGUCAAGCUCUGAACAAAUUGAGACAGACUCUAAUGAGACCCUGAAUUCAUCAGGUGCACCAUAAUAAUUACAAAGCCGAAGCUCUGAAAGGGAAAAGAGAGACACUUUGGCUUAGUAUAUCCAUUGCCCUCCAAACCGGCAAAUCAUUCUUGGCUUUUUGGUUUUUGUUUUGUGUUUGCUAGUUGGUCUUGUCGAGAGUCCCAUAUCGUGUGGUGUUUUGCAGUUAUGAAUGUACAAAGAAGCGAGUUAUGUUAUAGGUGUUAGAUGGAGACAAGAGACGGGGAUUAGUUAGGGGGAGGUAUUGGUUUAGGAUUUAGAAAGAAUUUUAAUGACUUUAUGUUCUUGCUGAUUUUUAG